Molecule: messenger RNA, 1272 nt
Organism: Hypoxylon trugodes
Lineage: Eukaryota; Fungi; Ascomycota; Sordariomycetes; Xylariales; Hypoxylaceae
Product: S-adenosyl-L-methionine-dependent methyltransferase
Exons: 5
Coding region: 1-1272 (423 amino acids)
Molecular function (GO): O-methyltransferase activity
Source: RefSeq, a predicted model, not a curated record
AUGUCUACCUCUCGUAUCAUUGAGCUCUCUACUAACAUCGCUGCAAACUCUGCCAAAAUACACGAUUAUCUAGUAACUCAUGGCCUUCCCACGCUGUCUUUCGAUAUCAAUGCCCCCUCAAGCAGUAUUAUACCCAAGGAUGCGGUUGACAUUGAAUCGGCCCGCGUCUCUAUAAUCGAUGAUACUUUGGAACUUCGUCGUUUGGCUCUUGGGCCCCGAGAACAUCUAAUGAGCUACACGCACAACGAGCUUAUCAGCCAGCAAGCUAUAACACGCUUCGGCUUGGCCCAUGCCUUCCCCAUUGGAAGUGAAGCGACUUUUGCCGACAUUGCGAAGGCUUCCAACCUAAAUGAGCAAAUUGUCAGACAAAUUCUUCGUCACGCGAUUAUGAACAACAUUUUCGCGGAACCAAGGCCAGGAAUCAUCCGUCAUAAUGCUGUCUCGCGUUUACUCGCGGAGGACCAAGUCGUGCAUGACUGGGUUGGAGCCAAUACCGAUGACAUGUGGCAGGCAGCCGCCCAAACGUGUAACGCACUGGCGAGUUUCCCAGGCUCUCAAGAGCCUAACGAAACGGGUUUCGCAUUAGCAAACCAAACGAUAAAAUCGAUGUACGAGUUCCUGUCCGAGCAUCCGGAGAGAGCACGUAGAUUCGGAAACGCGAUGAGAUGCUUUACCGAAGGGCCCGGCUUUGAGCUUAGUCACAUCACGGACAACUUUCCUUGGGGUGACCUUGGCAACGGCACUGUAAUCGAUGUUGGCGGUUCUCGAGGAUUUGUCUGCCUUGAACUAGCCCGAAAGUUCCCCUUAUUGUCUUGUGUAGUCCAGGACCUCGAACCAGUCAUUGCCGCCUCGCAGAACGAUGUACCAUCCGACCUUGCUAAUCGGGUGAGAUUCAUGAAUUACGACUUCCUCUCCGGCAACCAACCCUGUCGAGGUGCCGAGGUUUAUUUCUUCCGAUGGAUUUUUCAUAAUUGGUCUGAUAAGUAUUGCAUCAAGAUCUUACAGAAUCUUAUCCCUGCACUAAAACAUGGGGCAAAGAUAAUUGUCAACGACAAUGUCUUGCCCGAACCGGGGAUAUUGCCACAGAGGCAAGAAACCCGCCUCAGGUCCAUGGAUCUGUGCAUGACUGAGAUUCAGAACUCUCAUGAUCGUGAGCUAACUGAUUGGGUGGCUCUUUUCAAGGCGGCUGACCCUCGAUUUGAAUUUCAGCAGUCAGUCCAUCCUUCUGGUUCAAACCUAUGGAUAUUAGUUGUUGAAUGGAAGGGCGAUUGA